CCCCUCCCGCUCUCGCCUUUCUCUUUUCCCUCUCUUCACUCACCACCACACUCUCUUUAAAUCCAACUACAGGCUGUCUAGACGACACUGCUUCACGCAAACCCACCCUCUCUUACCAACCAAUUUGCGCAUAUCAGCCCGGUGCUCCUUCGCCCAACGCCCUCAUUCGGUAAUCAAUUUCACGAAUCAGAAACCUCAAACCCACCAAAAUGCAGUUCUCCACGCUCUUCACUCUUGCCGCCGGCGCUGCCGUUGCCGCUGCUCAGAGCACCUCCACUCUGACCUCGACGACCACCUCCAUCGUCACCAUCACCCAGUGCCCUGAGACCGUCACAAACUGCCCUUACCGCACUCCUACCGCUCCUGCGACCACCAGCGAGGCUGUCACCACCUCUGCUGCUCCCACCACCUCGGCCGCUGAGACCACUGCUGUCCCGACUUCCAGCCACCUCCCCAUCUGGACCGUCUCCAACAGCACCUCUGCCACUGCUGCUGGCACCAACCCCGUCGGCACCACUGCUCCCACCACCAUUGUCACCGUUCCCGCUGGCACUGGCGCUGGCUCUGGCGCUGUUCCUACCGGCCCCUCUGGCUCUGGCGCUGGUGCUCCCACUGGCAUUCCCUCUGUGCCCACCAGCGGCGCCGCCAAGAUGGUUCAGUCCGGCUCCAUCGUUGCCGCCGUGGCUGCUGCCUUUGCCCUGGUCUUCUAAGCUCGCAGCUUGCUGUUCCACGACUUUUAGAUAUUCUAUUCUGUCACUCUUUUACCUUACAAAGGAAAUUUAUUCUACGGGGAAGGACGUUUGGUGGCUUUUUUGAAUCGGCGGAUACAAGGAAGGUGAAUAGAUUACGAAUGAGUUUGGGUCGAUACCCGGUGUUUUUCUUGGACUUCACUUCUACGCUCUGGAUGAGCGGGCUGGUUGCUUCUUGACGAGCAGUCGUCGAAAGCACCAGAUGGGCGCAUGGAUGCAGCAAUGGGUAGUUUUGGUGCCCCUUGACUGCGGCGAACGCUUUUACUUUUUUUUUUCUUUUGGGAUCGGCCUUGGCCGGGCCGUCUUUUUGGGACGAGACAUGAACAAAAAGCAUUUUUGAUACCUUUGCAUUACAAUGAAAAUCCCAAAUGUCAUGAUAAUCUUGUGCUACUCUU
Trichoderma atroviride IMI 206040 is the source of this 1144-nucleotide messenger RNA. RefSeq lists its product as uncharacterized. Lineage: Eukaryota; Fungi; Ascomycota; Sordariomycetes; Hypocreales; Hypocreaceae. The record is from RefSeq and is a predicted model, not a curated record.